Triticum urartu is the source of this 2131-nucleotide messenger RNA. RefSeq names its product ATP-dependent RNA helicase (gene ATSUV3). Gene Ontology annotation, cellular component: mitochondrial degradosome. Lineage: Eukaryota; Viridiplantae; Streptophyta; Magnoliopsida; Poales; Poaceae. The record is from RefSeq and is a predicted model, not a curated record. Gene Ontology annotation, molecular function: ATP binding; RNA helicase activity; hydrolase activity, acting on acid anhydrides. Gene Ontology annotation, biological process: mitochondrial RNA 3'-end processing.
CAUUCCCCUCGCCCCCCUCGUCGCGGAGCCGGUUCUGGUGCCCCGCCAUCUGAAUUGUGCCAUCGAGGGGAGCAUACGGCGAAAUGGCGGUUGCCGCGCUCCUGCGCCGGGGGGCGCUCUCGUCGUCGUGCCGCCAUGAUGUUUAUAUCCGUUGCGUUCUCUCCUAUUAUGAUCUACAUCCCUUGGUCAAUUCUGCCAAUUUAAAAUUUUGGAGGGGCAACCACAACUCUGGGAAGUUUGAUUUCACUGAUAUGACGCAUCCUCAUUUAUGGUAUCCGAAUGCCCGAGAAAAGAAGCGCAAUGUAUUUUUGCAUGUUGGUCCUACAAAUAGUGGGAAAACACAUAAUGCCCUCAAACGAUUAGAAGCAAGCUCUUCAGGUGUGUACUGUGGACCUCUAAGAUUGUUAGCACGGGAGGUAGCAGAAAGAUUAAACAAAGCUAAUGUUCCCUGUAACUUGACUACUGGACAAGAAAGGGAAGAAAUUGAAGGUGCAAAGCAUAGCUCAGUGACGGUUGAGAUGGCUGAUGUGACGACUGAGUAUCAGUGCGCUGUUAUUGAUGAAAUUCAGAUGGUUGGCUGUAGAACAAGGGGUUGUUCAUUUACACGUGCACUGCUGGGGCUUUGUUCAGAUGAGCUUCAUGUUUGUGGUGACCCAGCUGUUGUCCCUAUUAUUCAGCGAUUGCUUGAAGCUACUGAUGAUGUGGUUACGAUUCAAUAUUAUGAGAGACUAUCUCCUUUGGUUCCUUUGAAGUCUACACUUGGGCCUUUUUCAAACAUCAAGGCAGGGGAUUGCAUGGUAACGUUCUCACGGCGUGAGAUAUAUAAGCUUAAGAGAAAAAUUGAAAUGGCGGGAAAUCAUCUUUGCUCUGUAGUCUAUGGCUCAUUACCACCAGAAACUCGAACGAAACAGGCGACAAUGUUCAAUGAUGAAGCCAGUGACCUUAAUGUGCUAGUGGCUAGCGAUGCUAUUGGAAUGGGUCUUAAUCUGAACAUUUCUAGAAUUAUUUUCUCUACACUGAAGAAGUUUGAUGGUAUCUGCACCAGGGAGCUGACUGUGCCUGAGAUCAAACAGAUUGCAGGCAGAGCUGGGAGAUAUGGGUCUAAAUUCCCAGUUGGCGAAGUGACCUGUCUAGAUGCUGAAGAUCUCCCGUUACUACACUCAUCCCUGAAGUCACCUUCUCCCAUUAUAGAGCGUGCUGGACUUUUUCCCACAUUUGAUUUAUUGUCCGUGUAUUCACGAUUACAUGGAACUGACUUUCUUCACCCUAUAUUGGAACGUUUCUUGGACAAGGCUAAACUGUCUCCGGACUAUUUUAUUGCCGAUUGCGAAGAUAUGCUGAAAGUUGCUGCUAUUGUUGAUGAGUUGCCUCUUGCGUUGCGUGAUAAGUACAUCUUUUGUCAAAGUCCAGUGGAUGUGAGGGAUGAUAUAUCUACUCAAGGAUUAACACAGUUUGCAGAAAAUUAUGCAAAGAAAGGCAUAGUUCGGCUUAAAGAAAUAUUUACACCUGGAACACUGCGGGUGCCUACAACACACAAUCAACUCCAGGAGCUUGAAUCGGUUCACAAGGUCCUAGAGUUGUAUGUGUGGUUAAGCUACAGAUUUGACGACUCUUUCCCAGAUCGUGAAUUGGCGGCUUCCCAAAAGUCAAUAUGCAGCAUGUUGAUUGAAGAAUACCUUGAGAGGUCAGGAUGGCAGCAACAAGGACAAAGAAGGGUUUUGCGUACUCCACGGAAAAUGCGCCGAGAAUAUGAUGCGUUACAAUUGCGCGGAUAUUUUCGAGAAAUUGACGCAAGAUCAAAAUAGAGGCUGAUUCAAGAAACAACACCUCACCAUAUUUGGUCAAUAUUUGAGCAAAUGUCCAGGGAAUGCAUCUGACUAUCCUACUGGAUAUGUGAAAUGUGAUCACUGGCAAGCAGCGAUGAAAUGACACCUGUGUGGCAGAAGAUCUACUUGGACUCGCCUUUCAAUGUCAUUGAAGUUGACCUUACGUAGUCAAUGUGGCAGCACAUAAUAUUAUUCUCCAUCCAUGAGAUUUGUACUAGUUCUUUCAGUAGCACUUUCUGUAACUACUAACUAGUGCAAAUGGAAUUGUACAUUAUAAGUAAAACAUGAGGUGCAGGCAUGAAGAA